AUUUAUUCGUUUAUCGAAACUCCUAUAAAUUUAUAGCGGUAUUACUAAAACCAAUCACCCACCUUGUCCCUAUUAAAUACAACAAGCCAACGUUAAAACACAACGAAAGUUGCGCCUAUAAUCUCCGGCAGUACUCUAGUCUUCCGACGCCUGGCGUUUUAUCAGAUCCGAGACAUCUCUCAUUUAGCUCAGUAAAAGACCCGCAAAAUGGCUUCUCAGAGGUUCAGUGUGGAUCUUGACAAGCCUCUUGCUUCUCAGGUUGGUCAUCUUGGAGAAGCUUACGACGAAUGGGUUCACCAACCUAUUGUGAGCAAGGAAGGCCCUCGGUUUUUCCAAAGUAACUUUUUGGAGUUCUUGACACUUACAGUUUGGUGGGCGGUUCCUGUCAUUUGGUUGCCAGUUGUUGCCUGGUGCAUCUCCAUGUCAGUAAGGAUGGGCUGUUCACUCCCAGCGAUUGUCUCAUUGGCAGCCUUGGGAGCAUUUAUCUGGACCUUUAUAGAAUACUGUCUUCACCGUUUCGUUUUCCACAUGAAGACCAAAAGUUACUGGGGAAACACGGCACAUUAUCUUAUUCAUGGAUACCAUCACAAGCACCCAAUGGACCACCUUCGACUCGUCUUUCCUCCUGGUUUAACAGCGAUUAUGUGCUAUCCUCUUUGGAACCUUGCGAAGGUUCUGGCAACUCCUGCAGCCGCACCUGCAUUGUUUGGAGGCGGCCUGCUCGGGUAUGUGGUGUAUGAUCUUACUCACUACUACCUUCACCAUGCUAACCCAACUACAGCAGUGACCAAACACCUCAAGAAAUCCCAUUUGAACCAUCACUUCAGGAUUCAGGACAAGGGGUUUGGUGUAACUUCGUCGCUAUGGGACAUAGUGUUUGGUACACUUCCCACCAAGAAAGCUCUCAAAAGAGAGCAAGAUUAGUAAGAUGGAUGCAAAACAAAAAGAUAUUUGCGAUACACAGUUUAUUCUUAAACUAUUAAAUCAUCACUCUAUGUUAAUCUGAUCACGUUUCGUUUGGACCAGUGUCUUUGUAUAUCAAUAUACUUCACAUCCUAUGUAAUAGUUUUUAUGUGUUUCUCAACUAAAAAAAAAAAGACUUUGUUUACAGCAAGUGCAAAAAAUAUCGUGUAUAUGUUUGUUAAGGAGCUUUUUCUGAAGAGAUACAAAAAACUAGAUGGUUUC
Molecule: messenger RNA, 1185 nt
Organism: Eruca vesicaria subsp. sativa (arugula)
Lineage: Eukaryota; Viridiplantae; Streptophyta; Magnoliopsida; Brassicales; Brassicaceae
Source: the annotation of a GenBank genome assembly